CUAGCGCCCCGGGGCGCCCUUUGGCCCUCUUCCGCAGCCUCGCGGCCCCCGUGCUUUCCCUCCCCUGUCUCCCCCGCUGACCCCAGUGGCUGGGUCCCCCGCUCCCCGCAGCCUGCACCACAGCGCCAUGGCUCCGGCUAGGAAAGGCGGCAGUAGGGUGGCGAAGACCAGCUCGCUACGGAGCCGGAAGCUCGCCUCCUUUCUUAAGGACUUCGACCGUGAAGUGCAAGUACGGGCCAAGCAAAUUCAGGCAGACAGGCAGAACCUCCUCAAGGAGAUGGAUAACCUGUACAACAUCGAGAUCCUGAGGCUUCCCAAGGCGCUGCGCGAGAUGAACUGGCUCGACUACUUCGCCCUUGGAGGAAACAAACAGGCCCUGGAAAAGGCAGCAACAGCUGACCUGGAUAUUACAGAAAUAAACAAACUAACAGCAGAAGCUUUUCAGACACCCCUGAAAUCUGCCAAAUCACGGAAGGUAAUACAAGUAGAUGAAAUGAUAGUGGAAGAAGAAGAAGAAGAAAGUAAAAACAAGACUCUUCAAACUGCAAGAGUCAAAAGGUGUCCUCCAUCUAAGAAGAGAACCCAGUCCAUACAAGGAAAAGGCAAAAGCAAAAGGUCGAGCCAUCAUAGCACUGUUACCCCAGCUGUGGGCCGCCUGGAGCUGUCUAUGGUGAAACCCACCCCAGGCCUGAUGUCCAGGUUUGACUCAAGAGUCUUCAAGACCCCAGGCCUGCGUACUCCAGCAGCCAGAGAGCAGGUCUACAACAUCUCAGUCAAUGGCAGCCCUCUAGCCGGCAGCAAAGAGAUUUUCCUCACUGUGCCGGUGGGAGGUGGAGAGAGCAUGCGGUUAUUGGCCAGUGACUUGCAGAGGCUUGAUAUUGCACAGCUGGACCCAGAGGCCUUGGGGAACGUUAAGAAGUUCUCUAGCCGUCUUGCCCAAAUCUGUAGCAGCAUACGGACUCAGAAACAAAGCUGCUCUUCCAAGAAGCCAAACUUGACAGACAGGACCUUCAGCGGGCACUUCUGAGACCCUGAAAAGCCUUUUUCCUUCAACUUAUGUUUGUUUGAGUGUGAAGUUCCAGAGAAGGAGUAGUGUUCCUCCUAGAGAAUUCGGGAAGUGGUGAGACAUACUGUUCCCCCACCAGUUGGACAGAACUUUGCUUUGCAUGCCUCCCAAGCCAGGUGACACAGACACUGCCUGCUACAUCCACGCAGCAGGGACGUCCUGUCGUUCUCCUGGCUCAGUCUUCUUCCUGCUCCAGAGCUGCCACGUUCUGCCUCCUGUAACUCAGCAUCCUCUUUGCCCUGCCCUAACUCAGUGGAGGUGGCAUGAAAGAACCUUGUGUUCUCAGGAGACUGCCUGCUCACCCUCAUCUGAGAACCCUCUGCAUCUGGUGUUUCCGCUCUCUGUGCUUCAGGCUGGGAGGUUUCAGCUCAGAGAACCGAGGGCUCUGGGCCAUGAGAGCAGAUCCAGAAAGCCGGGAGACGCUAUACAAAUGGAGCCAGGACAGAACAGAAAGUGUCGCCGUAGUGACCACAGAACACAUCUCCCCCCAGCACCUGUCCUCUCUCUGUCCCGUGGCAGAUGCUGAAGGGGGCUCUGGAAUCUGAUCCUGCUAUGCCCAAUAGUGUAUAUCAAGUGGACUCGUGGAACUGUUUUGCAUUUAUCCCUGUUACUGAAGACCAAAAAUUAGUUUGGAGGCAGCUGCCAUGUCUUGCUCCUCUACCUCCCUAGUUAGUGAGAAGUGGAUAAGAGCAGUUUAGGGCUUAGCUUACUCUAGGUAUUUUUAAGUGACUGGCCACAGAACUAUCCCUAAGCUCUCCAUGGUCUAGUGAUCCCUGCCAGAUCUAUAGACUUUGCAAAGAGUGCUUCUCUCCUACGGGUUUCAUUAGGGAGCAGGUAUGACUUGUCUGGUGGCCUCCUUCCAUGUAUUCGGCCUGUGCCCUGAGCCUGGACUAGUUAUUCAGAGUCAGCACACAGAUCCCUGUGCUCCAGCCAGUGCCUCUGCCCCAAAGAAUCAUGAGACAUGGUCCAAGAAUAUGGGAACAGAGUCCCCGCCCCAGGCUUGAGUGCACAGCUUUCUCAGACUUGGUAUCAUUUUGCUACCUGGCUGUUCCAGUGAUCCAGUCCUGUUUUACUUGUGUUCUCAGGCUGUUCCAUUCUCUCUUACCUGAGACUUCUGUAUAUAUUGUUUUCCUGAGUAAUGGUAUCUUGUAGCUGAUUUCUUCUAAUCAGAGAUACUGAAGGUAUCUGUUUUCAAUAAAAAUGUGGAUCUGUUUGUUUUUAAUCAA
Molecule: messenger RNA, 2292 nt
Organism: Manis javanica (Malayan pangolin)
Lineage: Eukaryota; Metazoa; Chordata; Mammalia; Pholidota; Manidae
Gene: CDCA8
Product: cell division cycle associated 8
Biological process (GO): mitotic sister chromatid segregation
Cellular component (GO): chromosome, centromeric region; chromosome passenger complex; spindle midzone
Source: RefSeq, a predicted model, not a curated record